AUGAGGAACCCAGGGUUUCUGUGGAGCAAUCUGAUUGCACCGUUGAAACAAUUCGAAUCUUUUUUGGGUUCGCGAUCUUCGAGAUCGAAUCUUCCGAAUGUAUGGCUUUUAUCUCUGUGUUCGGUGGCAACGGCGACAAGAAGAACCCUUCUAUUGAAUCUCCGCUCGUACUCCACCGAAUUGCAACCUCAACCAUCUACAGACCUAAUUAGGAUCAUGGAGGAAAGGCUAGCAGCUAUUGAACACAGAAGUGCUUAUCUUCAGGGCCUCAUUUGUCAGCCAGAAGCCUCACCAGCAGAGUAUUCGUCGGCCAAUAAAGAACUUCGGAAGCUCAGGAGUUCAAUGGAUCUUAUAAAUGAGCUGAGGACCAAACAGAAGGAGAUUGUGGAUUUGAAUUCGCUGAUAGGCGAGUGUCCAGAAGAUAAAGGCAUGCAGGACAUGGCAACUGAGGAACUGGGCCAGGCCAAAGAAGAGGAGAAUAGACUGCAGAAUUUGCUGCUGAAAUCCUUACUGCCUAAGGAUGAUGCUGAUGAACGGGACUGCAUUUUGGAAGUAAGAGCAGGAACUGGUGGGGAAGAGGCUUCUUUGUUUGCCAUGGACAUGUUCAAAAUGUAUGAGAAAUACUCGAUGAAGAAGGGUUGGAAGUUCGAGGUGGUAGAGUUAACAGAGUCUGAACUUAAAGGAUACAAGGAAGCUAGUGCCGCAAUCUCAGGAGCUUGUGUGUACGGGAAGCUGAAGUUUGAGAGUGGAAUUCACAGAGUGCAGCGGGUUCCUGUCACAGAGAAGUCUGGACGAGUUCACACCAGUGCCGUGUCUGUUGCUAUCCUUCCUCAGGCAGAUGAGGUAGACGUGCAGUUGAGGAAUGAAGACUUGAAGAUCGAUACGUAUAGAUCUGGUGGUUCGGGUGGUCAGCAUGCAAAUACUACAAACAGUGCUGUUAGGAUAACUCAUAUUCCGUCUGGAAUGACCGUUGCCAUACAAGAUGAAAGAUCCCAGCACAUGGUAACAAAAUCUUAAUUAUCCCAACUUUUUAUCUUUAUGUCUCUCAAUUUAUUGCUGCUCAGGUGGCACAGUGCAUUUAUCUGAUGCUUGUAGGAGCAAUUUGACUAAACCAGACUUUUUAAUAAUUUUAUUAUUUAGUAUCUUUGGAUAAAGAAGUUGGUGUAUAUGUCUAUACUAGAUGUUUUUGAGGCAAUCAACAAUUACUUGACAUUGAAUUCUAAAAGUUUUGUUUUUAGAUUCCUUUAUGGCGUGUACUAUUAUUAUUUUUCUCUACUUUUACUUUUCAGUCACUGAUAUCAAUCAUUGUUUCUUAUUUUAUCAGUUUUUAAGUUAUAAUUGUUCAUGGAAAACUAAUUUCAAAUUUCAAAAUGGCUUUGAUGGUCAAUAAUGCACCAGUAAGGAAGAAUGAUUUGACACAUAUUGAUGGUAAUGUCAAAGGUAGAGGUAGACCUAAAAUAAUUUUGAACAAAAUUGUAAAAAAAGAUAUGAUAGGUUAUGGUUUGACAAAAAAUAUGACUCUUGAUAGAGGACACGAACAAGGGAAAAAUAGGAUUCAUGUAGCCGACUCCAAAUAUUUGAAAUUAAGUCUUUGUUGAAUUAGGUAUGUAUUAUGUUUUUGGUUAACAAUCCAAUUGCAAAUUUAUGGUCUAUUUGAUAUGGAUGGAGGUUGGGUGGAUGGAUAAUAGAGGAAGGAAAAGGGAAGGAAAGAAAGACUUUCAAUUGUUUGCACUUUGCUUUGAGGGGUGGGUUAGAAGUAAUUUGCUAGUGUUCCCUUCUAAUUAACGUGAUCCUUUGCAAAUAUGGUGACCUAUACCUAUAUGUGUGUUGAUCAAAGCUAGUGAGAACCACUCAUUUAUUUCUCUAGUGUUUGGUAUCCUUGUCUAUUUGAUUUAGCGUCUAUUUUUGAAUUACAUUAGUGUUCUCAUUUUUUCCUUUUUUGAAUCUUUAUGAUUUGUUCCUGUUUUUUUGAAUAAUCAAUAUUGUUUCCCUCAAUUUUUCUUUAUUUUUGUCAUUGGUAUUGUUGAAAUCAAAACUGUUUUCUUUGUGUGUAUAGAGAGCUAAUCAAUAUUUGUACAAUUAGAAGAGAAUGUAGAAAGUAAUUAAUGCAAGCAAACUACAAAAUGGUAAAAUUAAUAGAAAAUGUUUUUGCUUCCUUUCCUUCAUCUUACCAAACAAGACAAUGGAGAAUAUAUUUCCCUCACUUUUCCAUCCUUCACUACCAAACGAAACCCCCCUCCCUACACGUACGCACGGGUGGGAGAGGUGGAGUAAUGAUUUCAUCCUCAUAAGAUGGAAAAUUCUGUUCUCUCACUUUCCAUUUUUUUACCAAACACUCCAUUAGUUUUGUUAUCAGGGAGGCGACAAAGGAAGGCUUCUUUCUGUUACUUUGUUAGGAUGCGAACUCUUGUUGCUAUAUCCAAGCUGGAUUUGAGGUCCGACUUGUUGAAUGCUUCCAUCCUCAAAAGAUGGAAAAUUCAUUCCUGUCACUUUCCAUCAUUCGUACCAAACUCUUCAUUGGUGUUGUUAGUUGGGAAGCGAUGAACUUUUGCUGCCAUAUCUAAAUAGGAUUUGAAUCUACAUAAUAAGUACAAUUAUGUGACGGUUGUGGCCAUAUGGACACCGUUGUUCACUAAAAGGCAGAAGUACCCGUGUUUUGAUGUCCCAUUGACAAUUGCAAGGUUCUCUUACUCUCACCUUCCAUCCUCCUAAUCGAAAUUGCCAUCCUGUCGAAACUCAGUAGAAGAUUGUAGACUUGAAUGAUCACAUAAACACUAACUAUUUAUACACAGAGAUACACCAGGAGCUAUACUUUAUAAAGCUCAACUAUGUAGCCUAUUUUUGCUCUCAACUAGGUCUGAUGUUUUAUUUACUUUAAAAAAAAUCAAAUGUUGAGCUUAAAUCAGUUGAAAUUACUCAAAUUUUGUCCACCAAAUGGUACUCUAAAGAACACGAAUCCCUUUCAUUACUUAGAGGAAAAAAGAAAACAAACCCAUUUGAUGACAAGUGGCCUCAAUUGUUCAUAUUGUAUAUUGCUAAUUUAGAUGCACAAAGAGGGAGAGAGUAGGAUUUAUCUCUUCACGGGUUGUCGGAUGAAAAAGAGACAAAGAUGGUUGGUUCGUUGCUCGUUGGAGGGUCUUUGCUUUUCAGAGAGAAAGAGAAGACACAAAAAGAGAGGAGGUAUUGUGGAGGGAGAGAGAAGACAGAGAAAAAUAAACGACUGAUAUAUGGUGUAUUGCAUUCGGGUUUGAUUGAGGGAUGAAGAGAGAAAGAGAGUGUUCGCGUGAGAGAGGGAUUCUUGGAUAGUUAUGAGUGGGAAUUUAAAACUUAUCCGUUAAUAUCAGCCAUUGGAUGUAAAUUUAGAAGGAUCUGAACAACGAAAAGGAAAAGUUAAGUUUGUCUGUGGGAGAUUCAAAAUCCCUUAUCCAUUAUUAUAUAGACUAGUUAUUGCCCAUGCCUGAGGUACGGAGUAAUAAAAAAAAUUGUCAAUUAUAAAUAUAUUUGUAUUCACACUCAAAAUCAAAUUACAAACAUAGAGAGAAGAAAAAAGAAAUUUAAGUGUUAGUUGUAAUGGGGUGAGUGAUGAUAGUUGUGGUGGGCGUCAGUGGUGGUGGUGGGAGAUGAUGAUGGUUGUGGUGGGCGGUGAUGACCGUGGUGGUGGUGACAGUCGUGUGUUUCAACGGUGAUAGCGGGGGUGCAUUUUGAGUGACGAUGGUGGUAGUGACAACAUGAGUGGUGGUGGGUGACGACGAGUGCUUGUGGACGAUAACAGUGGUGGUGGUGGCGAAUAGCCGUGGUGGUGGUAGGUAUGGUGGGGUGGGUGACAGUGGGUGGCGGCGG
This is a messenger RNA of Ilex paraguariensis (yerba mate), 3840 nucleotides long. The record is from the annotation of a GenBank genome assembly. NCBI's taxonomy places the organism in Eukaryota, Viridiplantae, Streptophyta, Magnoliopsida, Aquifoliales, Aquifoliaceae.